AGCAGGUUUGUGAACCUGAACUGCAUUUGCCCUGCGAGCAGCAAGGUGACAGCAGCAGCCACAGCUCAGCGCCGAAUUCGGGGUGACCUGGCUGACACGAAGGGACCUGUCCCCAUCCAGGACGCCAUGGCAAGUGACACGGAGCCCUCCAACACCAUCAAACUGCUGCACCUGCUCUUCCUCUCCACCUCCUGGGGAAUGCAGGUGUGGGUGACCUUCGUGGCCGGGUUUGUGAUGAGCAGGCACCUCCCUCGCCACACCUUCGGCUCCAUCCAGCGGCAGCUCUUCCCCUACUACUUCCACAUCAGCUCCACCUGUGCCUUCCUCAACCUGACCCUGUUUGCCAUGUCCCACCCCAGCGAGCGCCUCGGCGAGCAGCACAUGACCCAGAUCAUCGUCUUCCUCGUCUGCGUCGCCGCCGCGGUGCUGAACACGCAGUGGUUUGGGCAGGUGGCCUCUGACUUGGUGGCCGAGCUGCAGCUGGUGGAGCAGAGCCAGGGGCUGGGGCAGGAGGUGGGGCUGGCAGCCAGCGAGCCCCGCAGGCAGCUCCGUGCCUCCAACCCUGGCUACAGGCAGCUGGCCCGGAGCUUCGCCCUCUACCACGCUCUGUCCUCGCUCUGCAACCUCCUGUGCAUCGUGUGCAACGGGCUGAGCCUCUACCACCUGGCUGGCCAGCUCUCUGCCCUCUGAGGGCACUGCCAGGGGAUGGUGGACAGUGCCCAGCCCCUGCUGCC
Onychostruthus taczanowskii (white-rumped snowfinch) is the source of this 734-nucleotide messenger RNA. It is a transcript of the gene TMEM205, whose product is annotated as transmembrane protein 205. The record is from RefSeq and is a predicted model, not a curated record. The transcript has 3 exons. Bases 127 to 690 code for a protein of 187 amino acids. Lineage: Eukaryota; Metazoa; Chordata; Aves; Passeriformes; Passeridae.